This is a messenger RNA of Nezara viridula (southern green stink bug), 14844 nucleotides long. The record is from the annotation of a GenBank genome assembly. Lineage: Eukaryota; Metazoa; Arthropoda; Insecta; Hemiptera; Pentatomidae.
GUUAACUCGUCUCCAUUUAGUAACCUGUGAAACGCAUUAGAAGAUAAUAUUAUGAAUGGGUAGUUAAUUAUUUUGGGAAUAAAGAUCUUAAAGGGCCAAGUUAGAUUUAUAAUUGUGUUGCUACAUUCCUGAAAAGAGAUUAGCAUAAGAGUGUAAAUGUCAGUUUUGUUUAUUUUUUAAACAACUUGGUGAUAUUUUGAUUGACAUUAGUAAACUGAGUAGUUUGUGUUGUGUUUAUUAAAGUGUUGUUAUUGUUAAGUAUAUUGUUCUCGCCAUCAUGUGGAAUUCACCUAUUUUAAAGCUGCGAUAGCAAAUGCUGUGUACAUGUUUGACAGAAUAAACAAUGCCUUUAAAAAGCUUCUGCAACUUUAAAUAUUAUGGCAUUUUUCUUGUAUAUAUGAAAAUGUAUUCUUAUAGUUGGUAAGGAGAUGCUACAUUGGACAUUUUUUGAUGAAGGUUGUAUAUCCAGUGAGGUUUAUGUAAAUGGAUUUGUCCAUCAGUAGAGGGCCUUUUCCUGAUGAAGAAGAUGAUUUCGGCCUUCAACAUAACAGAAACAAUGGCAAUGAUAUUGUUGUCGAAGCAGCUAUCAAAGGUAUGUUAGAAAGAACAAGAGUUGGCUCAUCAAAUGUUGGAGCUACUAAUUAUCCUGAAUCCGAAAGUGUGGAUCAAGAAGAAUGUGAUACCAAUGUAUAUGGAGACAACAGAGAUGCAGGAAUAAAUGUAAGUCCAUUAUCUAAACCAGUUGGUGUGGCCCAUAAUGUUCACUUUGAAACUGACCAUCAAUAUGGAUAUGCUGCAGCCACAGCUGAAGAAAUUUGUCUUGAUAAUGAAAUAUCUGUUAAUGAUUAUAUCUUAGAUGCUGAUGAUAUAUCUACGGAAGAAGUGCUGGAUGAUCUUGAAAACAGAGAACAAUUUGAACAGCUUCCUAUUAAUUCAUUGAUUGAUUCUAGGAAGUUAAAUUAUGGCACCAAUUGCUUUAAUAAUAUCAGUAGAGAUGAUUCUGUUGAGGAACUCCCUGCACCUAAUAAAUGUGCAAGUAUUCAAAAGUUUAAAGAAGAUAAUAAGACAUUUAUAAAGCUAGUUACAAAUUCUCCCCAAAAUGUAAACCGGGUUGAAACUACAUCUUCUAUUGUUUACAAGAGUAUUGUGCCUCAUAGUAAAAACUUGAGGAGAUCAGAUUCAUUAAAGUAUUAUUAUGAAUCAAUUGGUCCCAAUUUAGCUGAUGAUGAUAAUAAUGACUCACAAGAUUUGGUACAAGAGAUGCCCAAAUUAGAAAAUGAAACUGAAGUAAGAACUACACCUCAUGAUGUUCCUAGAUCACCUCCACAUUUAAUUCCUGAAGUUCCUAUAAAAUUUAUUACAGUCAAUGUUAAUGAACAAGCUGUAGGAGUUGUUCGUCCUUUUAAUCAUGAAAACAAUUUGAAUAUUGACAACCAAGUGAGCAAUAUUUCUGGAGUUUCUAUUCUUUCUAACAAUCAAAAACCAUUAAAUCCACACACUAAAGUAAUUACGCAGAACAGGUUAAGAUCUCAUUGCCUAGAUAGCGUAAGAAAUGCUCCUAAAAGUAUGAUAAAAAAACAAGAAUCUUUUCCUACAGUUAUUUCGACUCAUGGUUUGAAAACUAAGGCUAAUCCAACAAAAUUAAAUGGUUUAGUUGAUAAUUCUAACUAUAUUAAAAGAGAAGUUAUAGGAAUUAGUUCUGGAAAUCAUUAUAGAAUUCCACAAAAAAGUAUAAAACAUGUGAGUAAGAAUAUUAACAGUUUGCCAUUAACAGUUCAGAUCCAUUCAGUUAAUAAAGUUCCCGAUGAAUCUUUCACCAACAUAUUUGAUUGUGAUGAAGAAGCCUAUGACCCUGGAUCAGAUAAGUCAUAUAACACUCAAAAUGAGAUUAUACUUAAUGGGCAACCAAUGGUGUCUGAUAAUAAAAGUAAUAUUCAUUGUAAUACAGUAUGUAAUGUAAAAUCAGAUAAAAUAAUUGUUAGUGAAAGAAGGAAAGGUUUGAAGAAUAAUGGCUCUACCAAUAUGCCAACUCUUCCAAGUAUGCCAAGUCUUCAGUCACCUACAGGUGAAGAGCCAAUUAAUAUAAAUAAUACAGGGGAAACUUCUAAAACACCUGAUCGUAAAGAUAUGGGCAGAAAACAAACAUCUACGCGCGUUACUGCAACACGAUUAAGAUCAUGUCAGCGGUUACCUAUUAAGGAAUUUUCAUCACCGUCAAAUAAUAAUAAAAAACCUGUACAUAAAAGAAAAUUAAUUUAUGACAAACCUUUUAGUGGAUCAAGAAUUAAUAAUACAGUAACUCCUAUAAAACAAGUUGUGCAUAAUGUUAAUGUAAAAGAAUUAGAGGAACAGGCAACAGAAAUUGAUUUGUUAUCCGAUAGCAGUUUCAAAACUUUAGAUAAUCCUCUAACUGAUCUUGAUCUUGAUAAACCCCAAACAAAUUCAUAUGAUGAAUCAGUUCCUUCACUUGAUCCAUUUAUAAAAGAAAUUCCACCCACAAUUGAUAUUUUGGGAGUUUUGCCUUGUGCUGAUAUAUUAGAUGGAGGUAUUAUUGAUAAGGAAAUAACUAUAAGUUCAGCUGACAGCAUAUUAAAAAGUGACAUGUUAGAAGAGGGGCCAUUGUCAACCAUUAUUAACUUGUUUGAAAAAGAUUUAAACUCUAGUAAGCCUGUAGAAAUUCAGCGAAAUGAAAGCAUUGAAAAUUCAGGAAAGUUUUCUAAUGAAAAUGAACUUUCUUUCACUAUUCCGGACACUAAAUUUGAGGACGAUAAAAUCAGCUUGGAAUCACCUAAGGAUGUAAAUAGUAUUUAUUAUACAAAACCAUCUUUUGUAGAAAAGAAUAAAUUAAUUGACAAUAUAGAAGUUGGAUCUAAAACAAAUAUUAACGAAGUUGGUGGUUUAGUCUUGGUUUCAGAUACAGUUAAUCAUGAUAAAAUAAAAUCUAAAGUACUUGACAGUUGUGUUACUACCUCAAACAAACAGAAAGUAUCUCCUUUCACUAUUGCCCCAGAGCGAAAAGAAUAUGAUACUAGAAAUAAUAUAUUUUCUGAAUUCCAUCAGAUUAGAGACAUGGAGUUGGCUAAUACUAUAGGUGAUCUAAUUAUUUCAGACAAUUGUUCUAAAAAUCCAUCCUUACCAUCAUUGUCCUCAUGUAUAAGGGAAGAAAACCGUGAUUUGAAUGAAAUAAAAAUAGCCGAUAUUGUUAUAGAAAAUAAUUUACCGGAAGAUACUUCACAUGUGAAUCCGACAUUAUCUAAAGAUAGUGUAAAUUUAAGUAGUGAAGAUGGUGAUCUGUUAAAGCUUGAAAAAAAUAGUGAUCAAUCUAAACAAAAUGAAAUUGAUGAAAACUUAUCAAUUGAGCAGAAGAACAUACCAGAAACUGAUAGUAACAACGCUGAUGCAAGUCUUCUUCUUCUUCUUCUGUCAGCACAACAGACGCAUGAGACUGCCCUUGGUCGGCUCAACAGCUGCCAACCAUCUCACUCUAUCUCCUGCAAGGAUACUGAUGGUAACACCACCGAUCUUAUUCCUAAUGGGAGAGUUUCACCCUCCAAAAUGGAUAUUAAUGAUUUACCUUGUCGGAGAGAUAGAAAUUUGACUAUUAAUCAUCAAGAUAUUUGCAAACAAGUGCAAGAAGACAACGCCAACUUUUCAAAUAUUGAAAAUAGAGAAAUAGAAAAAUCAGGUUUGAUGAACAGCUUUUCUCCAUCUAAAUCCAAGUCGGUUAAAAAUAAUAAAAAUGAAGAUAUCCGGAUUGUUGUAGGUCCUACAACUCCAAAUGAAAUCGGAAGUUCUUCUAAAGUGAACAAAGGUGUUAAUGUUACAAGAAAACAGAUUAUAAAAUCUUCUCAACACAAUAAUAAAAGGAAUGAACUAAAAGAAAAGAAAGCUGGUUUAGAAGAUGUAAUAAAAAAACUAAAAUCUGAAAAAAACACUAGUCAUCAAUACGUUGAUAAGUGGCAUAUUGAGGAAAACAAAAAUGAACUAUGCAUGUUAAAAACAGUUGAAAGUCCAGUUAUUGAAACGGAAAAUUCUGAUGGUUCCAAUAAAAUAGAAACUGAAAUAAUACAUGACAAUCUUGAUGCUCAGUUAGAAAUGGAAAUAGAUUUAAUUAAAACAAAUGAGAAUUGUAAUGAAUCACAUGUUUUGAAUGAGAUUAAAAGUGAAAAAUUUAAUAAAUGUGUAGCAGUUAUUGGCAGUAAGAAAGUCAAUACUGAUUCCAUAUUGAUUACUAAGUCAUCUCAACUUUUAAAUGAUUCAUUUGAUAAUAAUAUAGUAUCAGAAAUUAAAGUUAACCUUUCCUGUCAAAAGAAAUGUAUUGAACACAGAAAGAAAGAUCGAAUCUUAUCUCCAAACUUGCCAAUUGUUAUUAACCAACCAGUUCUAACUAAUGAACUUAUUACAGAAAAUGAAAAGAAAUCAUUUUUGAAAGAAGUUACAAAACAAAAAAAUCAUGAAGUCUUGUCAACUGCUACGACCAAAACAUGUAUAAAGAUAGAAAGAAAUGACAAUACCAAGCAAAAAGCUGAAGGAAAAAACAUAUUACUCAGUCCUUUUGAUGCACUUAUCAAUAAGGAAGUUCAAAAAUCAAUUAGAUCCAUUAAUGAUGAAAAAAUGGAAAAUACGGACAGACCACAAAAUGUAGAAAUUGGUAGUGGUAAUGAAAAUAGUAUUAAUGUCCCCAAGACAAUUGAAGAAACGAUAAAUGCCAUCAAGAUAACUGAAACUAAGAGCAGUCGAGAAAGUAUUAAUGAUCAAACAAGUUUUAUUGAUGUAUCUGAGACAAGCAGAAUCACUCAGAAAGUAUUUUCUGUAAAUAAUCAAAGUAACAAAAAAACAGAAAAUGUUGAUCUAAUUGCUCAUGAUGAUGAAAAUGUCAAUGUCGCUAAGCAAACCUUCAACAAAAAUGCUAACCAACAAGAGUGUAUUGAAAGUGUUAAUCCAGCUGCUAGUUGUGAGAAAAGUAGUAUAAAUACGAAUCUCAAUGCUUUUACUGAAAAACCACAAAGUUUAGAAAGGGAUGGUCCAACUAUUACUGAUAUUGAUUCCAUUAAAAUUGCUGAUGAACAGAUUUGUAAAGAACAUGUUAAUCUAACUGUUAGUGAUGAAGAAAACAGUAUCAAUAUCACUGAGAAAACAUUAAACGAAAAUAAUGAGAAUCCUCUAGAUAUAGAAAGUAAGCAACAAACUGUUACUGAUAAAGAAAAUGAUACAAAAGUAACAGAGAAAACUUUCACUGAAAACAUUGACAAACCAACUGUAGAAAGUGUCAGUCUAACUGUUACUGAUAUCAAUGCUGAUGGUCCACUUGUUAUAGGAAAUGUUAAUCACAUGGUUAGUGAUGAAGAUAAUAUCAAUACCACAGAGAAAACAUUUACUGAGAACCCACUUAAUGUAAAUAAUACCCAACAAAUAAUUACUGAUAAAGAAAAAGAUGUAAAUAUCACAGAGAAAUUUUUCACUGAAAAUUUUGACAUACCACCAUGUCUUGAAAGUGCCAGCCUAACUGUUACUGAUGAUAUCAAUGCUUAUAAACCAGUUAGUAUAGAAAAUGUUAAACGGACUGUUAGUGAUGAUGAAAAUAGUAUCAAUAUCACAGAGAAAAAAACAUUUACUGAGAACCCACUUGAUGUAGAAAAUAUCCAACAAACAAUUACUGGUGAUGAAAGUAAUGUCAAUACAACUGAGAAAACAUUUACUGAGAAUUCACUUGAUACAGAAAGUGUGCAACAAACUGUUUCUGAUGUCAAAAAUGGUAUAAAUGUUAUAGAAAAAACAUUUACUGAAAAUACUGAUAAACCACAAAGUCAAGAAUGUGUCAAUCAAACUAUUUCUGAUAACAGUGCCAAUGAAAAUGCUAAUGAAUCACUUUGUUUAGAAAAUGUUAAUAGAAUUGUUAUUGAUGAUGGAGCUAAUAUCAAUACCACAGAGAAAAUAUUUACUGAGAAACCAUGUGAUAUAGAAAGUAGUCAACAAAUUGUUAUUGAGGUAAAAAAUGAUAUAAAUCUCAUAGAGAAAACAUUCACUGAAAAUUCUGACAGACCACAAAGUCCAGAAAGUGUCAGUCGAGCUGUUUCAGAUAUGAGUUCCAAUGAAUGUCUAGAAAAUGUUAACCUAACUACUAUUGAUGAAAAUAGUAUCAAUACCACAGAGAAAACAUUUACUGAGAAUCCACCUGAUGUAGAAAAUUUCCAACGAAAUGAUGAUGAUAAUUCUGUUAAUGUUAAUGAUGAUGAAAAUUCUGACAGACCACUAAGUCCAGAAAGUGUCAGUCGAACUGUUUCAGAUAUGAGUUCCAAUGAAUGUCUAGAAAAUGUUAACCAAACUACUAGUGAUGAAAAUAGUAUCAAUACCACAGAGAAAACAUUUAUUGAGAACCCACGUGAUGUAGAAAAUACCAAACAAACUGAUAAGGCAAAUGAUAGAAGUGUGACAGAGAAAACAUUCACUGAAAAUACAGACAAACCACCAAGUCUAGAAACUGUCGGUCUAACUGUAAGAGAUGAUAUCAGUACUACUGAAAAUGAUGAUGAAAAUAUUAUCAAUACCACAGAGAAAACAUUUACUGAGAAACCACUUGAUGUAGAAAAUAUCCAACAAAAAGAAAAUAAUUUAAAUGUCACUGAUAAAACUUUCACUGAAAAUACUGCCAUACCUUGUCUAGAAAGUAUCAGCCUAACUGUUACUGAUGAUGUCAAUGCUGAUAAAUCACUUGGUAUAGAAAAUGUUAAUCAAACUGUUAGAGAUGAUGAAAAUAGUAUCAAUAUCACAGAGAAAAAAUUUACUGAGAACCCACUUGAUGCAGAAAAUAUCCAACAAGCUAUUACUGAUGAGGAAAAUCAUGUAAAUGUCACUGAGAAAACAUUCACUGAAAAUACUGCCAAACCACCAUGCCUAGAAAGUGUCAGUCUGACUGUUACUGAUAGUAUCAAUGUUGUUGAACCAUAUAGUAAGGAAAAUGUUAAUCAAACUGUUAGUGAUACUGCAAACAAUAUUGAUACCACUGAGAAAAUAUUUUCUGAAAAUACACAGAAACCACUUGAUCAAGAAAGUGUUCUACAAACAGUAACUGAUGAGGAAACUUAUAUGAAAAUCUCAGAGAAAACAUCCACUGAAAAUACUGACACACCAAACAGUUUCGAUAGUGCCAGUCUAACUGUUAGUGAUAUCAUUACCUCUAAAAAUUCUGAUGAACCAGUUUGUUUACAAAAAGUUAGUCGACCUAUUAGUGAUGAAAAUAGUAUCAAUAACGCUAAGAAAAUAUUUUCUGAAAGUUCACAGAAACCACUUGAUACAAAAUGUGUCCAACAAACUAUUACUGGUGAUGACAGUAUUGUCAAUACAACUGAUAAAACAUUUACUGAGAAUUCACUUGAUACAGAAAGUGUGCAACAAACUGUUUCUGAUGUCAAGAAUGAUAUAAAUGUCCUAGAUAAACCUUCUUUCACUGGAAAUGCUCAAAGUCUAGAAAGUAUUGGUCAAAGUGUUUCUGAUAUGAGUGUCAAUGAAAAUGCUGAUGAACCACUUUGUUUAGAAAAUGUUAAUCGAACUAUUAAUGAUGAAAAUAGUGUCAAUAUCUCAGAGAAAACAUUUAAUGAGAACCCAAUUGAUGUAGGAACUAUCCAACAAACUGUUACUGAUGAGAAAUGUAUUGUCAGCAUCCCUGAGAAAACAUUUACUGAGAAUCCACUUGAUACAGAAAGUGUGCAACAAACUGUUUCUGAUGUUAAGAAUUAUAUAAAUGUCAUAAAUAAAACUUCUUUCACUAGUAAUACUGACAAACCACAAAGUCUAGAAAUUGUCGAUCAAAGUGUUUCUGUUAUGAGUGCCAAUGAAAAUGCUGAUGAACCACUUUGUUUAGAAAAUGUUAAUCGAACUAUUGACGAAAAUAGUGUCAAUAUCCCAGAGAAAUCAUUUAAUGAGAACCCAGUAGAAAAUAUCGAACAAACUGUUACUGAUGAGGAAAAAGAUAAAAAUGUCACAAAGAAAACUUCCACUAAAAAUACUGACAAACCAUCAAGUGUAGAAGGUGCCAGUCAAACGGCUAGAGAUUAUAUCAGUGCUCCUGAAAAUGCUGAUGAACCAUUAAGUCUAGAAAGUGUCAGUCUGCCUUUUACUGAUAAUGUUGAUGUUGUUGAACCGCAGAGUAAGGAAAAUGUUGAUCGAACUGUUAGUAAUACUGCAAAUAAUACCAAUACCACUGAGAAAAUAUUUUCUGAAAAUACACACAAACCACUUGAUCAAGAAAGUGUCCUACAUACUCAUACUGGUGUUAAAAAUGAUUUAAAUAUCAUGGAGUGUGAUGAUGUAAAAUCAACUGAUGAAGAAAAGGUAAUAUCAGCUCAGAAUAUUGAUGGAUCAGUCAAAUCUAUUGGUUUUACUGAAUUUACUAAGAAUAAUAUUAGAAAGGACAUGGAUUCAUCAGAGCAAUCUGGUCCUCAAGUCAAUAAUAAGCAUGAAGAUUUUAUUCAAGAAUUCACAAAAUACAUUGAUCGAAAUAAUAGGUUUCAAAUUGUUAAAGUUGUUAAGCGGGAAGAAAGUCCAUCUGAAUUUGUAAUCAAUGAUAAUUUAGCUCCAAACAACAAUCAACCUAGUGUUACAGCUUCUGGUGAUUCUACUGUAAGUAUUGAUCAGGGAAAUAAUACUGAGGAAACAUCACCUAUAAAUUUAAGGCCUGAAGUUAACAGCCAGAAACAAAAACAAUAUCCUUCAUCUCUUUAUUCGGCUAUUGAUAACCCUAAGCUGUCUGUUAGUAAGACUAAUUCAAUUUUAAUUCCUGAUAACAUUGAUGUGACAUUUCAAGAAAAUUCUGAAAUCAACACUGGAAGCAGCAAGAAUGUGGUAGAUGACUGUCAUGAAUCUGAAAUGUCCCAUCGUAAUUCUGAUUUUGCUGUUGGUAAGAAUGAACCAAAAACAUGUUGUAAUUUAUCUGCACAAGCUCCACAAAAUAUAGGUCCUUCUGAAAAUGAAGCUGUCAUUUCUAAUGACACUGAUAUAGUUGAUAAUCAAGUUUCUUUACAAUCUGAAGCUGUAGAUAAUUUUAUUGUUCAACCGCUGUCAGGAUCAACUGAAAUCGAAAACUUUCAUCUUGAUAAUAGUGCUAGUAAAAAGGAUUUACUGUCAAAAACUGAAGAAUCUGCCUCUGAUUACUCUGCUACUGAUUCAUUAGAACAAAUCAUGAACAAUGAAGAGGAGCGUAGAGAAGUAAAAAAAAUAGAUAACCCUAGUGAGCAAGAAAAUGCAAGUACUAGAAACAGAGAAGAUUCCUUAGCUAUUUUACAACACAGGUCUUUGACAUCAGGAUCUGAUAACUUAGGUUUGAAUCCAAACAAUUAUAUUGAGCCAGAUUCGAGCGAUAUUGGCUCCAGUUUUCAACAUCUUGGAACUGUGCAUAUAGAAUCAGAUCUUAACAGUCUCAAUUCAGAAAGAUUGUCAUCAUUUAAUCCAGCUGAUUCAAAUUUAUCUAACAGUAGUGAAGAAAAAGUUCAUAAUUUGCCAGAAGAAAUUCAUGAAACUGAAGUAACUAACUCUCAGGCUAAUAUAACUUCUCCAGAUUGCACUGACCCUAAUUCAGGAACCGUAGAAUAUUUGAAAAAUAGUAAAAAAUCAAAAUCAAAACCAAUAGAUAUCAAUACCCUCGGUCAAACCGAUGAUUCUGCUGAUAAACAGGAAGAAUCAACAUCUAAUGUAAUAGUAGCUAAUUAUUUUCAAUCUAGCAUUUUAGUCAAACCAACCAAAUCAAAAAGUGCACUACUCAUCAUGAAAUCUGAUAUAGAUAAAAUAACUAUCAAUAAUGAGAGAAAUGAUUUAGCAAUUAAUACAAUUCAUUUUGAAAAUGUACCAAAAGUUUACUCUGAAAAUAAGAUGAAAGAAAACGUUGUUUCCUCAUCAGUUGAUCAGAAUAAUGAAACAGAAAGUAAUAAGAUUAAGUUAGACAAGCAAGACGAGAUAAACAAAGUAAACAUAAUUAUUUGUGGAACUCCGUUUAAUGAAGCAAAUAGCAAUAAUUUGGAAAAAAUGGGGCACCAUGAUUCAAUGAGCCAUGAUGCAGACCCCACUGAUGAAAUUGUUAAAACUAAUUGUGUCAAUUCCGUCCUAUCUAAAGCAACUCAAGAUCUUACAAAAAAUUGUAUCAUUAAAAAGGUCAAAAUUGUACUUGAAAAGAUUGAUAUUUCAAAUAGUUCUUUAAACAUCCAAUGUGCAACUAAUAUAGAAAACGAUGAUAUAAGAAAGCGACAAAUGCUGGGACAUAGUAAGAGUGUAAAGAGAACCAGCAAUACAUUGUUUAACAAGGAAGAACCACCUAAUAAAAUAUCUAAGGUACCUAAAUUAGUUGAUAAUGCUCGUUUUGUUAAAAAGGAUCAGGAAAGAAGUAGUUUAAGAAAUAAGAGAAUGAUUCUUAGGAAGAGGAAAACUGAAUUUAAUACUGGUGGAAAUCUUUCCCCAACCUUUGUGUUGUUGUCGAGACUUGACACUUUAAGUAAGAUUUACGACUGUUUACAUGAAAACAAAGUGAAGAGGUUAUUCAUUCCUAGAAAUGUUUACUACUGUUUAAAAAAAGAUACCUGCCAACCAUCUGAUGUUCAAAUUACUUUCACAAAAUCUACUGAAAGAAAUAGGAGGUUCAAAAGAAGAAGAAGAAAGAGCUCCUUAUCUAAGACGGAUGAUGAAUCAGAUACUGAAGAUGAGUCACCUAAGAACCGAUUAGAAAGACCUAGGCGUUCAAAUAAAAGAAUGAAACAGGAAAAGGGUCUUAACAAUAUUCAGAUUCGUUCAAAUUCCAAUGAUCCGUCAUUUCUUAGUGAGAAAAAUGAAAAAUCAACCAAAGUUAUCAGUCAAUCUGAAUCAUUAUCUAUUCAUGGAAGAACUAUUAGCUCUUCUAUGUCUCGUACUCAUCCAAGCAUUAAAAGGCACCAUGAAUCAGAAAUUGACAGUGGGGCUGUACCUAAACGUUCUAAUCUUAAUAACAAGAGCUUUAGCAGUUAUAAUAAAUCUGAGGGUGCAAAUUAUUCAACUAUAAAUAAACCAAUUGAUGCAGACGUUGCUGGUUGUUCUAGUGGCCAUCGCACGGUUUUGAAAGUUGGGGGAACAAUGAAAGAAAUCUUACUUAAUGUUGUUAGGCAAAGGUUGACUCAAGCUGCAGAGCCUCCUGAAGAUGAAGAAGACUCCGAUGAUGAUUUCAUGGGUUUUGAACCUUGCAGCUGUUCAUUGGGAGGGAAUACCAUUAGUCAAAGUUGUAGGGGGAAUUGUUAUAUUAGAAAGAUAGAAUUUAAAAUUGGUUAUUUAAACAGGAUGGUUAAACUUUGUUCAAAACAUUCUACAUCUUUGAGAAACAAAAGGAUUUGUACUUUUCGUCCCUCAAUGCAAGAUUUAAGUGAAGAAGAAGACCACUUCAGAAGCAACAAAAGUAGAAAAUACUGUGAAGAAACGAAUGCCAAGCCAUUUCAAGACCCAGAGAAAUACUAUAUGAUAUCACUUGAGAAUUUAAAACAAAGUAGUAUACAACUACUCUCAUCAAACAAUGUUGAGGUACCAAACAUCAGGCGGACGAGGCAACUUACUCGAACAUUAGAAACUAAACCUUCCUCAGAGACUAAAACAGAUAAGAAUCAUGAAGAGGAUUCAGAUUCAUCUAGUUGAUAAUUUAUAUUUUAUAUUGUAUAUAGCACUGUUUUAACCUGAUGUAAAUGUUUGUAAUGUUUAUGUAUUCACGUAGUUUUUAAUAGUCCACUUUUUGUGGAUAUUUUGUUUUAGUCAUUUGUAGUUUCCUUUUUGUUUUGUUUUUUUUUUCUCAAAUUUUAUCACAAAGAUGUGUAAAUUGAAACAUUUGAUCUCUUAAAACAUUUUAAAAAACAUCAUUUGUAAAUUCCAUUUUUUUUUUCUAAUCAUCAUCUAUUGCUUCAUUUAUGUUAAUAAUGUAUCUCUUAGAAACUUGUAAAUGUUGUAAUAUAUUUUCUUAUCAGACUUAAUGCAAUGUAGGUUACAAUUAAGAAGUCAUUUAGAAAAUGGUAAACACAAAUAAUUAGCCAAAUUAUUUUUAGAUUUUUUUUUUGUAGAUGAAAUCAUAAUUUAUUAACUCAAAAAUUAAAAAUUAAAUCCAUUCAUAUCAAUUCAAAAUAUUUAUCCUUCUAUUUUGACUAAAAAAAUCAAUCUUAAAGUUUUCAAGUUUUCUAUGUAAACAGAUAACAGAUGUACAAUUCAUUGUUAGUAAGAUGAGUCCGUCAUUGAUCUGUGUUUGUUACACUUCACUCCUUAUCAACAUAUCAAUUUAAAAUGAAGAAACGAAUACCUUGUGGAACAUUUAUUGAAUGGCUGCAGUGACCGCAAUUCUGGAAAAAAGUGGAAGUGGGUAUGAGCUAUACAACCCUCGAAUGAUCAAUCAUCUGUCAUUUUAUUUGUUGCUUCAAGUACACUCUGUUAAUCAGUAUUCAUAUUACUUUAAGAAUCGAUUUUUUAAAAUUCACAAUAGAAGGAUAUAUAUUUUAUUUAUUUUGUUCUUGAGCAAAAGCAAAAUUUUUAUAUUCUAAUGAAAGAUGAAAUUUAAUUUUUUUUUUGUUAUUGUUAUUGUUAUGUAUAUAUAAUCUAAUGUAACCAUUAAGGGAUACAUUAGUCCAAAGUCUAAUAUAUUCUUAUUCUUUUAUCUCAUCUGUGAUUGUUAGUUUUAUAGUUUAGAUAUAUCUCCAGAAUUAUAUAUAUAUAUUUUUAUUUGCUAUAAUUUUCAGUUACAUACCUGCAAAAAAAGAAAAAUAUAGUGUGAACUAUGUUGUACAUAGUAUAAAUAUAUUUAUGUAUAAAGGUACAACUCAUGUAUUAGCUUUGUAAAUAUUAUUUUGAAGAACUAAUAGAAAAUUUAGUAAAAAUAUUUUGUCAGAUUGUUUUAUUUUAUUUUAUUUUCAAAUCAAUAUGUGUAUGGGAAUGUGUUAAAGAUAACUGUAAAUCUUUAAUAGUUGAACUGUUUAUUUUAUAAUCAUGAUUUUAUGAUUAUUAAAAAUAAGCUUCCAGAGAAAAAAAAAAAAAAAAGAACGAUUUUGUCAUCAGUACCAUUUAAAUGGUCGGAAAUCACAGUUGCUUGCGUUCUUUGAUAAACUUAUCAAACUUUUUAUUUUUGUAACCCAUUCCAUGUUGUAAGAAUAGCAAAAAAAAAAAAAAAAUUGAAUUUACAACAUUUCUUGAUCGAUUGAGUAGCGAAAAAAAUCCUGAAAGUACAUGUAUUUGUCCUUACUAAACAUAGUGAAAUAAAAAUAAAUUUUAUUUAGGGAUGUAUUUUCUCCUAAAAAUAACCUGAUUAAUUAUAACUAUAUGUACAUCUAACUGGUUGUAUUGUAAAAGGAUAUGGAUUCAGAAAAAUAACCACCAUGUAAUUUAUUUUUAUUUGUUCGGGGUGUCCAUGGGGAUUUCCCAAAAAUCUGAAGUGGUAUGGGAAUUUUUUUUCAUGUGCAAGAAAAAAAAAGAUGUAUAAGAAUUUUUCAAUAAUUCCUAAAAAAAAGUUAUACUUUUUUUGCUGUGUUCCUUUUGUUAAUCAUUAUAUAAAUAGCCAAAGACAAAACAGUUCAGCACUUUUUUCUCCUCUGUUUCUCUACAGAUUUUCUUUUAUUAAUUUUGUUUUGUAGCUAUUGAUGAGCUUUAGUUUUAUUAAUACAUUUUUUUCUUUUGGAAAAAGUGUAAAUAAAUAAAAACGUAAAUAUUAGUUUAUUCAAAAGUGUUACUCUUUGAAUGUUCUUCACCGAAUGCUUUGAAAUUUUGAUACAUUGCAAUCAUAUUCUAUAGCGCCAAAAUGGCUGUAACGAUAUUAAUGUAACUUAGCUAAAAUCUUCUUUUUAAAGCUCUAAUAGUUUAUUUAUAUAACAUAAUUCCCCAAAAAGAGGCUCUAUAAAAAGUAAAGUUAAAUUCAGAAUUUUAUUCGGGAAUAACAAAAAAAGUAAACAAAUGGUACUAAACUGUUUUGUAUUGUUAGUACAUAUAAAAGUGUAUGUACAGAAGUAUAAGAUUAGAAAAAUUGCUAUGAAUACAAUAAUGAUAAAAGGAUACCAUAGAUAUUUUAAAUCAAUAUGAGAAUAAUUAAAAAAAAAAAAAAAGAUUUAGUUUAAUUCAUCAAUUCCUGUAAGAAAAACAACUAAAAUCCUCCUGUUCUCUAAAUGCUUAUAAUUAAGAAACUGAUAUAAUCAAUUGGUAUUACGAUCAAUGAAAAUAAAAGAUAUUAAAUUUAGACGAAUAAUGAGAACAUUCAUUAUGUUUUCAUACAAAAUCGCUGUCACUGAUGUAACCAAAUUUUGGAUAAAUAUGAAACCUUAGCCCUAAAUAAAUGCCCUGAAACUACUUAACUUGCAGUUAUCAUCCAUAAUAUUAAUUGAAUGAUGUUAAGUAAAAUAAUUGUAACAUUUGUUUGGAUAUGGAGCAUGUUUUGGAAUAGAAAAUGUAUGGUCUCCAGCCAGCUCUUUUAUCCAUUAAAAUUAAACAUGGACUGGUAGCUGGCACCUUAAACAGAUAUUAUUAAACUAUUUUCCUUCAUUAAAUGAACAAUGUAAGAAAAGGCGGUAAUAUUUGUUAUGAUGUUUUUCUCCAAAUUUUGGAGACAAAACUAUUUUCCUACUUUACAAUCUUAAGUAUUUAAGAUAACUAAAAAAAGGUGUUUAUAAUUCGAAAUACCAUCUUAUAGCAGUAAAAUUCCCCAGGGUUUAAAAUUAAUCGAUACAGAUUGAUUCAUAUCAAAGCAUGAAGAACUUCCCAUUCACUAAUGCCACCAUUCCAUUCCUUAGAAAAAAGAAAAUAAAUUAAUAUUAUUAUUUAUUUUUUUCAACCUGAGAAAAAGGAAUGUAAAGCCGAGGACAUCAAAUGGUCAAAUAA